Cynocephalus volans (Philippine flying lemur) is the source of this 606-nucleotide messenger RNA. RefSeq names its product transmembrane protein 80 (gene TMEM80). Gene Ontology annotation, cellular component: ciliary transition zone. NCBI's taxonomy places the organism in Eukaryota, Metazoa, Chordata, Mammalia, Dermoptera, Cynocephalidae. The record is from RefSeq and is a predicted model, not a curated record. The transcript has 5 exons. Gene Ontology annotation, biological process: non-motile cilium assembly. The coding region runs from base 44 to 547 and encodes 167 amino acids.
CGGCACGCGGCGCGGUCGGGCCCCUUCGGCAGCAGGAGCGGAAAUGGCCGAAGGCGCGCGCGGCGCGGGCCCGAGAGGCUGCCGGGAUCGCGGCGGACCCGGCGGGCGGGGCGGCAAGAUGGCGGCGCGGCGAGGGAGAGGUUCCUCCACGGUGCUCUCGUCGGUUCCUCUUCAAAUGCUGUUUUACCUCAGUGGGACGUACUACGCCCUGUAUUUCCUCGCCACGCUCCUGAUGAUUAUUUAUAAAAGUCAAGUGUUCAGCUACCCUUGCAACCACCUGCUCCUCGACCUGACGCUGCUGUUUCUGAUGGCAAUUCUGGAAGCAGUUCGGUUAUACUUGGGCACAAAGGGAAACCUGACAGAGGCCGAGGUACCUCUGGCUGCCAGCCUGGCUCUCACUGUGGGCAGCAUCCUCCUUUCUGUGCACUUCCUGCUCUGGCAGACUCUGGUGCUGUGGGCAGACUCGGCCCUCAGCGCCACGCUCCUGGCACUCCACAGCCUGGAGGCUGUCCUGCAGGUGGUCGCCAUUGCCUCCUUCGUCAGGUAGACAUGGCCCAGGACAGCCCCACGCAGGGCCCAGCCUCCACUGUCACCUCCCCCACUGCA